AAACUCUUGUUAUAGAUGAGAUACGAUUCGACCGAGGUGUGCCGAGUGCUUAUACAAUAAGAAAGUAAGGUGAAAAGGAAAAUGGAAACACCGUGAAGGUUGUCUGAAAUGUCUGUCAUGUAGCUUAAUUGUCGUUUUUCGUUAUUUUCAAGUAUGAUUUCAAACUGUGUUAGGACGAAACUUGUGCAUUCCCGAGUAAGUCCGAGUUUUACUUGUCUGAUACAUACCUCAACGAUCUGCAUGAAAGAUCACUACAAGACAUUGCAAGUGGAGUCAGAUGCAUCUUCGACAGAAAUAAAGGAAGCAUACUUGAAUUUAUCAAAAUUAUACCAUCCAGAUGUGAACCCGGAUGAAAAUGCGAAAAGAAUGUUUCAGGAAUUAACAGAAGCAUACGAAGUGCUUGGAAAUGAGAAAGGAAGGCACGCUUAUGACAAUAAAUUUAUCACGAGAUUUAAGGAAAUUCGACACAAGAGUGCCAAAACCAGCAAGAAAGACCCUGAUCGCCGUAGCAAGAAAGACCCUGAUCGCCGUAGCUAUAAAGAAAUUCAUGAAAAAAUCAAAAAAGUAUAUCAGAAAGAUGAAGAACUGUUCAAGGAAUGGGUACGUAAAGAUGAAGAAAAUAUUAGGAGGUUUUUUGAAGAACACAUGUAUGGGGAACGUAAAGAUGAAAUAAGAGAAAGGGAGAGGAUAGCUAAGGACAGACACAAGAAGAACGAAGAUUUAUAUAAGGCUAUGAAUGAAAGAGACCAGGGGAAAAUGGAAAAAAUGGAAAUAAGAUUAAUGAAACAAUUUGCAAAAGUGCUUGCAAUAGGACUCGUAGGAGCGUUUCUUCUUGAAAAACUUUCAGAGUCAUAAAUGUUGAAAACAGUUUCAUUUUUUUUAAUGGAGUAUAUUUGUUUUAGAUUAUUAAAAUGGAAGCUUUGA
Magallana angulata is the source of this 924-nucleotide messenger RNA. RefSeq names its product dnaJ homolog subfamily C member 17-like. Lineage: Eukaryota; Metazoa; Mollusca; Bivalvia; Ostreida; Ostreidae. The record is from RefSeq and is a predicted model, not a curated record. The transcript has a single exon. Bases 154 to 855 code for a protein of 233 amino acids.